CGUAGUCGAAAAUCUGUCAUUUCUCCGCGAAACUGCUUUAGAGUAGUGGAGGUAAAGGAAGCUGUUCAACAGCUUCUCUUUUGUUAAAGGACAACAUAACCUUUGGAAAUUAUUUUUUUCUGUGUGACGCAAGCAAUAAGCAUUGAGGACAUUGUGUGGAUAACUUCAGAAAACAAUGCAUCAUUUAAGGACUUGUGCUGCUAAGCUGAGGCCUUUGACGGCCUCGGAGACUAUUAAAAAUGUUUCACAGAACAGGACAGCUAAACUUAGGACGUUUCAACAUAUUCGGUGCUAUUCUGCACCUGUUGCUGCUGAGCCAUUUUUAAGUGGGACUAGUUCGAACUAUGUUGAGGAAAUGUACUUUGCUUGGUUGGAAAAUCCCAGAAGUGUACAUAAGUCUUGGGAUGUAUUCUUUAGAAAUGCAAAUUCUGGUGCACUUCCUGGUACUGCAUACCAAAGCCCCCCUCCUGUUGGCGCCAUCCUGCCUGCCUUAUCUUCAUCUCAUUUCCAGGUCGAGACUCAGCCUAAUGUGGAGAAGUUGGUAGAGGACCAUCUUGCUGUGCAGUCACUUAUACGAGCCUACCAGAUUCGAGGUCAUCAUGUAGCACAGUUGGAUCCACUUGGAAUUCUGGAUGCAGACCUGGACUCGUCUGUUCCAACUGACAUAAUCACAUCCCCAGAAAAACUAGACCUUGAUGCGUUCAAGAAUCGAAUGGAUGUUCUGACGGUAGGAGGGUUCUAUGGAUUGCAGGAGUCUGAUCUUGACAAAGUCUUCCAUCUGCCUACCACUACUUACAUUGGCGGAAAUGAGACUGCUCUCCCUCUUCGAGAAAUUGUACGCCGACUGGAGAUGGCAUAUUGUCAGCACAUUGGUGUCGAAUUCAUGUUCAUCAACGACUUGGAACAAUGCCAGUGGAUUCGGGAAAAGUUUGAGACCCCAGGCAUUAUGCAGUUCACUGAUGAAGAGAAGCGCACUUUGCUGGCAAGACUGGUCCGUUCUACCAGGUUUGAAGAGUUUCUGCAAAGAAAGUGGUCUUCUGAAAAGCGGUUUGGUUUAGAGGGGUGUGAAGUGUUGAUUCCUGCUCUGAAAACCAUAAUUGAUCGAUCAAGUGGGAAUGGCGUUGACUAUGUCAUCAUGGGAAUGCCUCACAGAGGGAGGUUGAAUGUUCUUGCCAAUGUUAUCAGGAAGGAACUGGAGCAAAUUUUCUGCCAGUUUGAUUCAAAGCUAGAAGCUGCAGAUGAGGGCUCAGGAGAUGUAAAAUACCACUUAGGAAUGUACCAUAGGAGAAUAAACCGUGUUUCUGAUAGAACUAUCACACUGUCCCUGGUGGCAAACCCCUCUCAUCUGGAGGCUGUUGACCCUGUGGUUCAGGGGAAGACCAAAGCUGAGCAGUUCUAUUGUGGAGACACUGAUGGGAAGAAGGUUAUGUCCAUCCUUUUACAUGGUGAUGCUGCAUUUGCUGGCCAGGGCAUUGUCUAUGAGACGUUUCACUUGAGUGAUUUACCAUCCUACACUACACAUGGCACAAUACACGUGGUGGUCAACAACCAGAUUGGUUUCACAACAGACCCACGAAUGGCCCGAUCCUCUCCUUAUCCAACAGAUGUUGCCCGAGUGGUGAAUGCACCCAUUUUCCAUGUGAAUGCUGAUGACCCAGAAGCAGUGAUACAUGUCUGUGAUGUGGCAGCAGAAUGGAGAAACACCUUUCACAAAGAUGUCGUGGUUGAUUUGGUGUGUUACCGACGGAGUGGCCACAAUGAGAUGGAUGAGCCUAUGUUUACUCAGCCCCUGAUGUACAAGCAGAUUCGAAAGCAGAAGCCCGUGUUGCAGAAGUAUGCAGAGUACCUUAUAGCAGAUGCUAUUGUUACACGUCAGGAGUAUGAGGAAGAAAUUGCCAAAUAUGAUAAGAUUUGUGAAGAGGCUUAUGCAAGAUCCAAAGAUGAAAAAAUUCUCCACAUCAAGCACUGGUUGGACUCCCCUUGGCCUGGCUUUUUUACCCUGGAUGGUCAACCCAAGAGUAUGUCGUGCCCCUCUACCGGAUUAAAUGAAGAAGACCUGAUGCACAUUGGUGGUGUCGCUAGCUCUGUCCCUGUUGACAACUUCACAAUUCAUGGAGGACUGAGCCGGAUCUUAAAGGCCCGUGCUGAGAUGGUGAAGAGCAGGACUGUGGAUUGGGCAUUGGCUGAGUACAUGGCAUUCGGUAGCCUCCUUAAAGAGGGAAUCCAUAUCCGGCUUAGUGGGCAAGAUGUAGAGCGAGGGACAUUCAGCCACCGACACCAUGUCCUUCAUGAUCAGAAUGUGGAUAAGCGGACCUGCAUUCCUAUGAACCAUUUGUGGCCUAACCAGGCACCCUACACUGUAUGCAACAGUUCAUUAUCGGAGUAUGGUGUCCUUGGUUUUGAGCUUGGCUUUGCCAUGGCCAGCCCCAAUGCCUUGGUUUUAUGGGAGGCCCAGUUUGGUGAUUUCCAUAACACUGCUCAGUGCAUUAUCGACCAGUUCAUCAGUUCCGGACAGGCCAAAUGGGUGAGGCAGAAUGGCAUUGUUCUUCUCCUACCUCAUGGCAUGGAGGGAAUGGGACCUGAACACUCGUCUGCCAGGCCAGAGCGAUUCCUGCAGAUGUGCAAUGAUGACCCUGAUGUUUUCCCGAAAAGAACCGAUGAUUUUGCUGUUCGUCAGCUCUAUAACUGUAACUGGAUUGUUGUGAACUGUUCCAGUCCAGCAAACUUCUUCCAUGUUCUUCGGAGACAGAUCCUUCUUCCAUUCAGGAAACCAUUGAUUGCUUUCACCCCUAAGUCUUUACUCCGUCACCCUGAAGCCAGGUCCAGUUUUGAUGACAUGUUGCCAGGGACCCAUUUUUACCGUGUAAUUUCUGAUGAUGGCCCCGCAUCCAAAAAUCCUGAAAAUGUAAAUAGGCUGCUUCUGUGCACAGGAAAGGUAUACUACGAUCUCAUUCGGGAGCGCAAAACCAGGAACAUGGAAUCAAAUGUGGCAAUCACAAGGAUUGAGCAGCUGUCUCCAUUCCCAUUUGAUCUGAUAGAAAUGGAAGUUCAAAAGUACCCAAACGCUCAGAUAGUUUGGUGUCAGGAAGAGCAUAAAAAUCAGGGAUAUUAUGACUACAUCAAGCCACGGAUUCGUACCACCAUAAAUCGCUCAAAACCUGUGUGGUAUGCAGGCCGGGAUCCAACUUCUGCACCUGCUACAGGUAACAAGGCGGCACACCUCAUGGAGCUGAAACGCUUCAUGGAUACAGCCUUCAACAUAAAUGCCUUUGAUGGGUUGGUUUAACUGUUAUUCCUUCCUGUUUUGCCUACCAAGUAGCACCUCCCUACCAACUCAGCUCUUAGUGUUUGCUCAUAGACAUUUUGAGACAGUGAGCUGUGGACCAUCGUAUGGAUAUUGUCACAUGGCUUGUAGCUGAAAUGCUGAAGAUUCAGUAACUUGUAAGACUGCUUGCCUUGAUGGCCUUCUGCUGCAUUUGGACAUUUUUAUAUAAAAUGUGUGAUCAAGUUUACAUUAUAGUAAAUGGCCUGGUUACUGAAAACAAGGUUCAUGAUAUAAACGUUCCACCUGAAUCCCUUACCACUCCACAUAUUAGCUUAUGAUUGGUUUCUUGGGGCUGUCUACGCUGUACAGACAUAGAAAUGUAGUAGUUAUGGGACUGGUGUUGCACUGAAGUUGGAGAUGGAGGUCUGUUGUCCAUCCACAUGUCUGCUGCAUUGCUAAGCCCUAAAGAGAACUCAGCUGUCAUUUUAGCCAUGAUAUGCCAUGUAAGCUUUCUGCCCUUUUCUUGGGCCUUCAUCUGAUGGCAUUGCUACUACUAGCUAUAAGGAGUUCAGCUUGUGCACGCUACUGACUUUUAACAGCUCAAUCUAGAAGUUAUUUGCAGCCUUUUUUGUUUCAGCUACAAAGAAAAAUACCUCUAAGUCAAUGCAAAACUGUUUUAAAAUUUAAAUAGUAGGCCAACUACUGGUGUCACUUUCCUCCACACUUCUCAGGCACUUUGUUUUGUAAUAUUUUUGUUUUAGCUUUUGUGAAGUUGAAGUAGAGAGGCAUGGCUUGUAUGUCUUUUGAUUAAGGACAGUUGUGUGCAGAGAGUUCACAUCCUUAACAUCCUGACAUCACAUUCAGGGUGGUGAUUCCGUCUGCCUUGCCUCCUCUUCACUCAGAAAUAAAGUGGCACUGAUACUUCCAAAACACUCUUGCUUGCUUCCUCCUGUGCCAAAAAAAGACAAUGUUUCGGACACCUUUUAUGAAAUGGAAUCACAGCCGGAAUAAUUUUAACACUGUAACCACUUUGAAUCUCCAGUGGGGAAAAAUGAGUUAUUUAUUUUGGUAUAAAUGAUUACAAUUUUCAACUGUUUGCUUUGUCAAUAAAAAGACAGUAUCCAUCCAA
Messenger RNA from Protopterus annectens (West African lungfish), 4394 nucleotides. It is a transcript of the gene OGDH, whose product is annotated as oxoglutarate dehydrogenase. The record is from RefSeq and is a predicted model, not a curated record. Gene Ontology annotation, biological process: tricarboxylic acid cycle. Lineage: Eukaryota; Metazoa; Chordata; Ceratodontiformes; Protopteridae. Gene Ontology annotation, molecular function: thiamine pyrophosphate binding; oxoglutarate dehydrogenase (succinyl-transferring) activity. The transcript has 24 exons. The coding region runs from base 176 to 3286 and encodes 1036 amino acids. Gene Ontology annotation, cellular component: oxoglutarate dehydrogenase complex; mitochondrion.